Molecule: messenger RNA, 744 nt
Organism: Arachis duranensis
Lineage: Eukaryota; Viridiplantae; Streptophyta; Magnoliopsida; Fabales; Fabaceae
Product: protein MAIN-LIKE 1-like
Exons: 4
Coding region: 1-744 (247 amino acids)
Biological process (GO): meristem maintenance; meristem development
Source: RefSeq, a predicted model, not a curated record
AUGGGGGACGAUCCGGAAAGGCUAUAUCGGUUGGACAGAGUUGCUCAUAUAGCCCGGGUCAUCAAUGACGAGCCACAGCGAUGCAUCAGGAGCAUGCGGCGGCAGCAGGGCAUUCGACUCGAUGAGCGGUAUGUUCCGUACUUGCAGAUGGCCGGAUUAUACCAUCUUGCGAGGCUGAACGAUAGAUGGUUCCGAUUAGAUGAGCCCCUUGACGUGACGUACCAGUUGGGGUUGCCAGUGGACGGGCGUUAUGUCAGCGGUUGCCUUACAGAUUUCCAGAUAUACAUCCAGGGUAGCCGUCCAGCUUGGGAGACUUUUGGAGAGUGCCCCGAGGGAGCCGAUGAGAAGACUGUGCGACACUUUGCUCAUGCCUAUAUCAUGAUGUUGUUGGGCACUCAGCUGUUUGCCGACAAGUCCGGCAACCGCAUUCACAUCAGAUGGCUUCCCUACGUAGCUAGGCUUGAGGAGAUGGGUACCUAUAGCUGGGGGUCUGCAGCACUAGCAUGGUUGUACCGGUGCAUGUGCCGAGUGACGAACAGACAUGUGGUGAAGUUAGCGGGCCCACUUCAGCUACUUCAGUCCUGGAUCUUCUGGCGCUUUCCUAGGUUUAGGUCUGCCGGGUAUGAUGCGUGCAGCUGGUCUUUGGCUUCGAGGUACUUUAGUCAGACUUCUCUAUUUCAAUUUAACAUAGCUAAUUCCAUGUACGCUUCUAACGUAUUACAAAUCUGUCGCACCUUUAAUUAG